Ambispora leptoticha is the source of this 420-nucleotide messenger RNA. NCBI's taxonomy places the organism in Eukaryota, Fungi, Glomeromycota, Glomeromycetes, Archaeosporales, Ambisporaceae. The record is from the annotation of a GenBank genome assembly.
GAUAAAAAGAAAACUACCAAAAUUGGUUUUCAAGAAACAGAAAAGAAAAGAGGUGAGCAAGUCGAAAAAGUAAAAGUGCGGGUCGCCCGAAAAUUUAAGGAUAAAAAAGUAGAAAAAGGCACCUCAUGCCAAAGUUGCGAGGAAAGGAAAGAACGGUACAUUUGCUCGGCUUGCCGACAAACCGAACCACAAGAAGAUAAAACAUUAGAAUUCUAUCCUUCAUUGAUGAAAAAAAAAUAUCUAUACCGGGGGGCUACCAUAAUACGAGAUAAACUUCCAGUUCAAUUUCGAACUGAAUUUGACCAAUUAUUACCCCAGUUAAAGUUAAAUGCCAACGAGCAAGAAUUAAUUACGAAAGCUGAAAAAUUUCUGGCGGACUUUUUGGCGGAAAAAGGCGGAAAACAAGACCAUAUUGAUUGA